Molecule: messenger RNA, 1428 nt
Organism: Hirsutella rhossiliensis
Lineage: Eukaryota; Fungi; Ascomycota; Sordariomycetes; Hypocreales; Ophiocordycipitaceae
Product: cytochrome p450 domain-containing protein
Exons: 5
Coding region: 1-1428 (475 amino acids)
Molecular function (GO): heme binding; oxidoreductase activity, acting on paired donors, with incorporation or reduction of molecular oxygen; steroid hydroxylase activity
Source: RefSeq, a predicted model, not a curated record
AUGCCGCUAUUGUGGGAUACUCACGGUACUCUCCGCCGGGUAGCAUUGUACGCAGGUAGUCUGACAUCGGCGAGGGUAUCAAUCAUGGGAUAUACCGCGUACGUGUUCCAAGACCGCCAGACAGUCGAGAGGCUGUGGAAACAGCCGUCCCUGUCCAGCUCGAUAUUCUUGUACAUGUAUAGCAUGAAGUUCCUCUUUGGGGCGCGAGAGCAGUUAAUGUCGGCCCUGCGGAUCGAUGACUCGGGCCCGUUUCCACAGCCUCACCCUGACAGCAAGAUUGCCUCCCACAAUCGCCUUCACUACAUCAUACACGACAGCCUGGCUCGCGGCCUAAGCGGCCCGGGGUUGGAUGCCCUUAUGGACAGCUACAUGAAGGGCGUGUCCCGGCGCAUACACGACCUGCAGGUGACAGAGGAUUGGACCGAGAUGGACGACUUCGCCAAGCUCCUCAAGAGUCUCGGCGGAGAGUCCGUCAUCGAGGCAAUCUUUGGACCUAAGAUGCUUGAUCUCAACCCAGGCUUCGUCGAUAGCCUGUGGGGGUUCGACUCCAAAUUGCCAAAGUUUGCAAGAGGAUUACCGUCCUGGGUCAUGCCCGGAGCACACAGGAAUCGGCAGCGGCUGGUCGAGCAGAUCAUGAGCUGGUACCAAUACGCCCGGCAGCAUUCUGACGAGUCGAAGCUGGAACAAGACGCCGACGGGGACUCCGUCUGGGGAUCGGCCAUGAUGAGAGACCGACAGAAAACCAUACUUCAGGUGGAGAAGCAGGACGACGAUGCUAUGGCGAGGCUAGAUCUCGGGUUGGCUUGGGCUGCCGUUGCGAAUGCGAUACCUUCGGCUACUUUGUCGGCCUUCCACAUCUUCAAGGACCCCGAGCUGCUCGUUCGCAUCCGCAAUGCCGUCGACAAGCACCUCGGGUCUCGCUCGUUUGCCGAAUUGGACAUCAAGGAGCUGACCAAGGAGCCGCUUCUUUCCUCGGUGUACGCCGAGACGCUGCGCCUAUAUAUCAUUGUGUACGCUACGGUGACUUCACCCCACGAGGACGCUUCUCUAGGCCGCUGGCUUCUCCCUAAAAACUCCCUUGGCGUGUUGAACUCGGGUCUCUCGCACAUGGACACCGAGUUCUGGAAUACCAAGAAUGGGAACUACCCCGUCGAGACCUUUUGGGCCGAGCGGUUUUGUGUCGACCCAGGUGAUAGCUCGAGCGGGCCCAUUCGCUCCGAGUGCAGAAAGUCGAUGAACCUGCCGGAUCCCGUGAGGUCCAAGGACGGGAAGCCGUUCAUUUCGACGCGCGGUCUCGAAGGAUCGUGGUUUCCAUAUGGAGGUGGUCGCAUCAUCUGUCCAGGCAGAGUCUUUGCAAAGUCUCUUAUGAUAUUUACCUGGGCUCUUCUGGCCAACGAGUUUGACGUCGAGUUUUAUACCUCUAAAUAG